This is a messenger RNA of Grammomys surdaster, 1551 nucleotides long. RefSeq names its product charged multivesicular body protein 6 (gene Chmp6). Bases 56 to 658 code for a protein of 200 amino acids. Lineage: Eukaryota; Metazoa; Chordata; Mammalia; Rodentia; Muridae. The record is from RefSeq and is a predicted model, not a curated record. The transcript is spliced from 8 exons. Gene Ontology annotation, cellular component: multivesicular body; ESCRT III complex. Gene Ontology annotation, biological process: vesicle budding from membrane; late endosome to vacuole transport via multivesicular body sorting pathway.
GUACGGUGGCCGCGGGGCGGCGGCGACGGGCUCAGCCGGCCGGCGCGGGGCCGCCAUGGGCAACCUGUUCGGCCGCAAGAAGCAGAGCCGGGUCACCGAACAGGACAGGGCCAUCCUGCAACUGAAGCAGCAGAGGGACAAGCUGAGACAGUACCAGAAGAGGGUCACACAGCAGCUGGAGAGAGAGCGGGCUCUGGCCAGGCAGCUGCUGCGGGAUGGCAGGAAAGAACGGGCCAAGCUGUUGCUCAAGAAGAAGAGGUACCGGGAGCAACUGCUUGAUCGGACGGAAAACCAGAUCAGCAGCCUGGAAGCCAUGGUUCAGAGCAUCGAGUUCACGCAGAUCGAGAUGAAGGUGAUGGAGGGACUUCAGGUGGGGAACGAAUGUCUGAAUAAGAUGCACCAGGUGAUGUCCAUAGAGGAGGUGGAGAGGAUCCUGGACGAGACGCAGGAGGCAGUGGAGUACCAGCGGCAAAUUGAUGAGCUGCUGGCGGGAAGCUUCACCCAGGAGGACGAGGAUGCCAUCCUGGAAGAGCUGAAUGCAAUCACUCAGGAACAAAUCGAGUUACCAGAGGUCCCGUCAGAGCCCCUCCCCGACAUAAACCCAGAAGCCCCUGCCAAGGCCAGAUCCAGGCAGGCAGAGCUGGUGGCGGCUUCAUAACCUGGCCUUUCCAAGGACUCACAGGGAUUCUCUGAGGACUGGCCCACUGAGCCUUUGGCUGCGCGUCAACCCUGAGGGCUCCCAGGAGGCCUGGAGGAUGGGACUGGCCAGUGUAGGUGCUGACAGCUGGAACAGCAGCUUACAUGGGAGGGAGCUAACAUUGGGGCGCCACACUGCCCCUUGCAGUUUAGUCUGGAUGGAGCUUUGUCUCUUUCUCCUUCUGGACUAAGUGGACCCUCGACCAGCCAUGGCCAGCUUCAGGCAGCUGUGGACCCCAUGGUGCUGUUCUUAUGAUGACCCAGCCUGUGUGACCUGCGCUCUUCUGUGAGGAAGCACCUCAGACCUUGGGGUCCCUGUGUUCCUUCUCUUGUCUCUGCUCUGACAUGAGCUGGUGGGGCUGCAGUUGAGGAGUUGUCACCUUGCCUGGCGUCCUGAUAUCCCUCAGUGUCCCUGAGGCUAGUGGCAGAAGCCCUAGGGUUCUCCAAGUCUCUUGGAGCAUCUUUGGUAUCUCACACUCGAUCCUCUUAUGUUGGGGGAGGUGGACCAGAGGCCAUCCUGCUGAAUGGACAAAUCUAGGAGCCUGACUUGGGGGUCUGUUCACAAAAGAAAGACAUGUUGAAGGUGGUAACAAGACCCUGUUUUAAACGGCAUGUACCCAUGGAGUCCUGGACACACGAAGCCACCAACACCCAGAAGGCACAGAACUCGGAGGUGACCUCCAGAGCCCUAUGCUUGUUUGAUUACGGACAAUCUCUGGUCCUCAGGUCUUAGAGGAACAAAGGGUCUUAUGUACCCUUAGGGCCUACUAGGAAAGGAGGACAUCUCUUCCUUAACCCCAAACAGGUCAACCUCAGUAUUAAAGUUGACCCCUGCAUGGUCUUUAGCCUCUUGAA